AUGCCCUCGGGAGCGGGAGUAACGGGCGGAAUGCCCUCGGGAGCGGGAUUAACGGGCGGAAUGCCCUCGCGAGCGGGAUUAACGGGCGGAAUGCCCUCGGGAGCGGGAUUGACGGGCGGAAUGCCCUCGGGAGCGGGAUUGACGGGCGGAAUGCCCUCGGGAGCGGGAUUGACGGGCGGAAUGCCCUCGGGAGCCGGAUUGACGGGCGGAAUGCCCUCAGGAGCCGGAUUGACGGGCGAAAGGCCCUCGGGAGCCGGAUUGAUGGGCGGAAUGCCCUCGGGAGCGGGAUUGACGGGCGGCGCGUUCGUCGCGCUGGUCGGCGCGGACGUCCCGUUUGUCGGCGCGGUCGUCGCGCUGGUCGGCGCGGACGUCCUGCUGGUCGGCGCGUUCGUCGCGCUGGUCGGCGCGGACAACCCGCUGGUCGGCGCGUUCGUCGCGCUGGCCUGCCUGCCUGCCUGCCUGCCUGCCUGCCUGCCUGCCUGCCUGCCUGCCUGCCUGCCUGCCUGCCUGCCUGCCUGCCUGCCUGCCUGCCUGCCUGCCUGCCUGCCUGCCUGCCUGCCUGCCUGCCUGCCUGCUUGCUUGCUUGGCCGCCUUGCUCUCAUCGCCCUGGCCCUCCCCUGCUCUCCUCCCCCUCUUCCCCCCGCCCCUGUCACCAGCACACUGCUUAACGGCACUCGAAUCACCCUUUCCCGCACGCCCACGUACUACCGGCUGUCCAUCAACGUGUUUGUUACGCAGCAGCGCAUCCAGCAGUACAACCACGAGAUGGACGCCGCAUGGAAGCACCAGCAGUACAACCACGAGAUGGACGCCGCAUGGAAGGCCCGUGCUUGCUGCUUUCCUCCCUCCCAUCCCAUGCUGCCUUCCUUUUGUCGUAUCUGCCUUCCAUACCUGGUCUGCAAUGCCCUCCUUUCCCUCCCUCCACGCCCCUUCUUCCCCCCUCCUCCUCCUCCAUGCCUCAGCUGCUCUUCUUUUCUCUCUGCACCUUCCCCCUUUCCCUCCCCCAGAGACUCUGCGCUGUGCGCAGCAUACCUUGAAUCAAGGCUGAAGGAAAGCAACAUCACGGAGUAUCGGCACCGUAUUCACCGCGCCAUCCUCACCCUCUCCUUCUACUGGUACCAGUACGGGCCAUUGACCCGCGGCACGGCCAUGGUGGGGUAUGUCACCAUGCUGGGGCUGUUCCUGGCAGCGGACAUGCAGGUCACAGCAAAUGCACCACGGGGAUUUCAGGUUGACUGGGAGGCUAUCCUCUCCCCGCACGUGGACUCCUUCAUAGCUGCUGUCUCUCCAUGGCUCGUUCCCUCCAUCGAUUAUGACUGCCCCAUCUUUCACAACCUCUCCUCAGCACCAAUUGCUGAGUCACUUCCGUCUCUCCAGCACGUGAUCCACGCUCUCAGCUACUCUGACAAACCUGCUCCUGCUUUUUGA
This is a messenger RNA of Closterium sp. Naga37s-1, 1428 nucleotides long. The record is from the annotation of a GenBank genome assembly. Lineage: Eukaryota; Viridiplantae; Streptophyta; Zygnematophyceae; Desmidiales; Closteriaceae.